Brettanomyces nanus is the source of this 2427-nucleotide messenger RNA. RefSeq lists its product as uncharacterized. The transcript is spliced from 4 exons. Gene Ontology annotation, molecular function: oxidoreductase activity. Bases 1 to 2427 code for a protein of 808 amino acids. The record is from RefSeq and is a predicted model, not a curated record. Lineage: Eukaryota; Fungi; Ascomycota; Pichiomycetes; Pichiales; Pichiaceae.
AUGGAUGCCUUUGCUUAUUGCUCCAAGUAUGGUAAGGAGAACUAUGACGAAUAUCGACGUCGAUAUCGUCUUAAAACUGACGACGAAAAUGGCAGCUUGAAGGACAGAUACGAUGUUGAAUUUGAGAGGAAACAAGCAAAGGAUGUGAUUCAUGUUAUCACGGCAACUUUAAAGUCUAAAGGGCUGGAAACUCCGUUCUUAAUACUUCCCUUCAGACCAAGUCAGAGUGAUCAAGCACUCAAGGAUUUCCUUAAUCUUAUCUUCAAGCAAGGGGGUGAGCUUCUGGAUGCUGAUCAUAUUGAGACAGUGGCUGAACAACAAAAUGAAGCGACAGCCAUGCCACCAGGAGGUCAGACUAACCGAUUACCUAAGCAGUUACAACAGAUAUUAAAGAAUAACGUUUAUCCUCCCUCUCCUACUUCAACUGUUGCAUCUUCUCAAUACAUGCAGGAGAUUCCAAAAGUAACCUUGAGAGUGAAUCAUCCAUCUAGAAACCCUGCCGAAUUGCUUUCAAGGGUAUCGAGGACUCUCAAAUUCGACAAUCCUACAUUGUUCUACACCAGAGAGGAUUUUUUGUUGUUGAAGAGACUUUUCAAAAAUCAAGACGCUAUCAUGGAUAAACUCUCGCCUGAAGGUUGUCGUAUAAUGGACAACGUGUGCCUAUACGACGAGGAUCUCGUAUCUGAUGGAUCGUCCAGGGGUAAUCAUAUAAGGUUUAAACUAGCUGCAGGAUGGUCGCACGAUAUGACAUCACAGUUAUCGACUAAGAAGAGUCAUGCUCCCGACUUCUUUACCGCUGAUGUAUCUAGAGCCAGUAUAGAUGACUACUUUAUAUGGGCAUGGAUGGCAUCGCUGGGUAAUGAAGAGACCAGUAUCAAGAAGAAGACGUUUGGUAAGACGUAUAUAAUGGAGGCUCAAUUGGCCGAGGGCUUUAAAAAAUGGGUGAUAGUAGAAGAGCAAGAUUUUGAGCGAGAUAAGUACGAUUUAGAGCUUGAGAUCAAACAAGAGAAGUUGAAGACGCUGGAGACCAAAAUCCAGAGUGCUCAGAAGCGGGCGACGACGUUAAUGAUCAAGUCGAGUCCUGCCAGGAAUGAUCUAUACGAUAUUACGAAUCAUACUGAUAGUCAGAAGGUUUUACCGCCUCCUCCACCGAAGAAAGAUUAUGAUAAGGCUCCAUUACCACUUGAGAAGGAUUACAAUAUGAGCAGAAAUGUUUCUAGAGGGUCCAGAAAGGCUCCUCCUCAGGACUCAGCAGAGGUGGAGUCUGCAAGACAGUAUGGUGAAACGGUUCAAAUGGAAAUACCUGUUGAAGGGAAGGGUCCGAUUCGAGCUGAGAUCCCUGUAGGGGGAAAUUCUGAAGGUAUGUAUAUCCCAUAUGGUGGCGUCAACUAUGUUGCUCGAUUAGCACAUGAACAGCCGAUUCAGAUUGAUUAUCGAGAGAAAAGCCAGUCUCCAAAACGUUAUUCGCGUUCUCCUUUAGGACAGCAGUUAGUGGAACCUGUUUCCAGAGGAAUAAGUCCUGUUAGAGACGACAAAUCUGCAGCUCCUUCACGUACAUCAAACGUACGUCACCCCUGCUUAAAUUCAGGUAAUUCGAUCCCAAUUUUGGGUUUUGGUGUCUUCCAGAUACCAGAAAAUGAUACCAGUAGCUUGGUCGAAAAAGCACUUGAAGUUGGUUAUAGGCACUUCGAUUCUGCCAUGGAUUACGAAAAUGAGGCUGGUACCUGUGAUGGCAUUGCCAAAUGGAUUGCCCAAGAUCCUAUCAAUAAUAAAAGAGAGGAUGUUUUUUAUACUACCAAGAUAUUCGAUCAUAACCAGGGAUACGAAAAGACCAAACAGGCAAUUAAGGAUUGCCUAGCAAAGGCCAAACCGAUUGGAUAUAUCGACAUGAUAUUGAUUCAUUCUCCUCGAACCAAUUACGAAAAGAGACACGGCUCUUGGAUCGCUUUGCAAGAAGCGGUCGAAGAGAAAGGUGUUAGAAAUAUUGGAGUUUCUAACUACGGAAUUAAGCACUUGGAAGAACUGCUGGGCUAUCCGGAUUUGAAGAUAGUUCCUGCUGUGAACCAGGUGGAGUUGAGUCCAUGGUUAAUGAGACAGGAGUUGGUUGAUUACUGUAAAGAAAAGGGUAUUAAUGUCGAAGCAUUUUCUCCAUUGACGAGAGGAUUCCAUUUGGGUGAUAAGGAUUUGAAUAAGGUUGCAUCGAAGCACGGUAAAUCGGCAGCUCAGAUUCUUAUUAAAUGGUCUAUGACUAAGGGACUUAUUCCUCUACCUAAGACAGUCAAUGAAAGUAGAUUGGCAGCUAAUUUUGACGUUUUCGAUUUCCAGUUGACUGACGAUGACUUAAAGCUUAUAGAGCAUAAGGGUGCCUAUGGUAUCAUCUCAGAAAGGUGGGAUCCAAGUACUUAUCCGUUGGAUAGUGAAAAGUAG